Molecule: messenger RNA, 2319 nt
Organism: Olea europaea var. sylvestris
Lineage: Eukaryota; Viridiplantae; Streptophyta; Magnoliopsida; Lamiales; Oleaceae
Product: probable beta-1,4-xylosyltransferase IRX9H
Exons: 5
Coding region: 646-1962 (438 amino acids)
Biological process (GO): plant-type secondary cell wall biogenesis; glucuronoxylan biosynthetic process
Cellular component (GO): Golgi membrane
Molecular function (GO): galactosylgalactosylxylosylprotein 3-beta-glucuronosyltransferase activity; xylosyltransferase activity
Source: RefSeq, a predicted model, not a curated record
CAUAACAACACACGAUUUUCAGUGUUGUUCGACAAACAAUUGUUCUCUUGCUGUCUUUCCCAGAUUCAAAACGCUACAGAUUUCAACACACUUUCAUUGGCCCAUUUCAUUUCCAAUCCAAAUUUCUUAAAAAGUUCAGUCUUUUGUUUAUACAGCGAGGACAUAAAGUGAAAUCUGCUUGGUCUUGUUUAUUCUCUGCGUCACAGGUUGAUACGAACAAUUGAAGACCCAUUUCUCGUUGGAUAAAUAUAUGGAGGAAAUAAUAUUUCUGAAUGUUUGCUGAAAAUUUUGGAGACUGAAGAUAGUGCCUGAACAGUGAAAAUCGAUGUAAUGUGUUUAAUGAAGCAUUUCGUCUUGGUAUUUUUUCUCUGCAUAUAACAUAGAGACUAUAAUUCUGAUUUUGGAAAGGAACAAUCAAUGAAGAAGAUUUAUUGGCUUUUGGGUGUGGUUUAUCAUCAGUUCGAUGUUGCCAUUUUCAAUGCGAAGGCCAGGACUGUUGUAUUUUUUUAUGUUUGAUAUGUACAAGGUUGUAGAACUUACUGGGGAAUUGACUGAAACUGAGUGCUAUUUUUGGUUUAUGUGAUAUUGGAAUGUUUUGAUAAGAAAACAGAUUGUGGGGAAAACAGGAUUUUUAAAGGGGCUCUGAUGGCAUCUAUUAGGAGAACAUUAUCUCCUGUGCUUCGACCGGGAACUUUAAUGAAUGGGGAAGCAUGUCAAGUUGCAUCUCCUUUGUCUAAGUCGUCUUCAAACAGUCGGAAUUACCCUUUGUCAAUGGGUUCGUUGGGCAAUGCAUUGUACAAAGCCCAAUAUUUUGUACUUGGUCUUCUUUCACCCCAAUCUUCUCGUCCCUUAGAUAGGUCAAAGGUGAAGGGACAAAUUUGGCAGAGAGCUUUUCUGCAUUUCUUUAUAUGUUUUGUUAUUGGGGUUUUGUUUGGUCUUACCCCGUUUGUUGCACUGAAUUUAUCAUUCAAUGUUAUGUCAAAACCCCAAGCUAUCCACUUCGAGGUGCUCCAACCAGUUGCAAACCGUCUGGGUGACAGUGGGCACAGAAAUGAGACAUCGGUGGUGGUAGUUGACAGAUUGUCCUUAAAUGAAAAUACAACAUUAGAGCCACAAAGGGAGAGUGUUGAACCAAUAGAUGGAAUUUCUGAUGACGAUGUUUCGAAUAAUUUGAUCUAUGAAGGUUCAAAUUUGGGGCACCAUAAGCUUUUGAUCAUUGUGACACCAACAUAUGCUCGUCCGCUUCAGGCAUACUACAUGAAUCGUCUGGCGAACACAUUAAAACUGAUCCCACAUCCUUCUCUGUGGAUUGUAGUGGAGAUGAAGUCUCAGUCAUUGGAAAUAGCUGACUUAUUGAGGAAAACAGGUGUCAUGUACAGGCAUCUAGUAUGCAAUAAGAACUCAGUUAACAUAAAAGAAAGUGGUGUGCACCUUAGGAACGUGGCUCUCUCACAUAUUGAAACACACCGUCUCAAUGGAAUUGUUUACUUUGCAGAUGACGAUAACAUAUACUCCGUUAAUCUGUUUAACCAAAUGAGACAAAUCAGGCAGUUCGGUACCUGGGUAGUGGCCAAGAUAGCAGAAAGAGAAACACAUGUUGCAUUUGAGGGUCCAGUUUGUAAUGGCUCUCAAGUGAUAGGAUGGCACGCGACUGAUAUGACAAAAAGAUUUCGGAGAUUCCAUGCUGAGAUGUCUGGUUUUGCUUUUAAUAGUACUAUUAUUUGGGACCCAAAGAAAUGGAACCAGCCUACACUCGAACCAAUCAGGCACCUUGAUACAGUUGAAGAAGGUUUCCAAGCAAGCACAUUUAUCGAGCAAGUUGUGGAAGACGAAAGCCAAAUGGAAUGCAUUCCUUCAGACUCUGAAACUAUUAUGGUCUGGCAUCGUGACAAGGACUUGUAUACCCAUCCUCAAAUACGGGUUGUAGACAAUGGCUUGAGUAUUAUUGUUCCCCUUGCAUAAAGUUUUUCGCCUAAUUAGAAUUUCAACAUGGAUCCAGAGAAAUUUGAUCAAGAAGUAAAAUUCAUCUGUGCUAUUCAAGAUCUGAAGCUUAGUUAUUACCCGUUCAAAGAGCAUUGUUGGAGUCCAAAGCGUCGAAGAUGGAGAUAUUUGGACAAUACCUUUUUAUAAUCAAUCAUUCCUCAUUUCCUUGAAGUCGAAUAUUAUUUCUGUACUGUCACUGAGUCUGUGCGUACCUCCAUUAAAGGGGGAAUGGUUGGCAAAACUUGAUACGACUUGUGUGAUUAGAGUUGUGCAAGAUCAGGCUGUUUUGUUGAAGGUCUUUAUAGAGUUUCUUUUUAUACCAAACACUUGCAUUUA